AGCGCGGCUCAGUGUGGACGGGUUAGUCCGAGGUGUGCGGGGCUCCGGCGGGAUGGCGGCGCUCUUCGUGCUUGUGGCGGUGCUGGCACUGGCGGAGGCGAACCCCGGCUCGCACCGACUGCGUUAUUUCUAUACGGGGGUGUCGGAGCCCGGCCCGGGGCUGCCGGAGUUUGGAACAGUCGGGUACGUGGAUGACCAGCUGUUUGUGCACUAUGACAGCGAGAUCAAGAAGACUCUGCCUCGUGUGGACUGGAUGAAGGAGGGCCCGGAGUACUGGAAUCGCGAGACCCAGAAGUUCCAGGGCACACAAGAGGGGUUCAGGGUGGAUUUGGGCACUCUGCGAGGGCGCUACAACCAGACUGGCGGGUUUCAUAGUAUCCAGCUCAUGUAUGGCUGUGAGCUUGGUGAAGACAACAGCAUUCGAGGCUAUAUGCAAUAUGCGUAUGACGGAGGAGACUUCAUCAGCUAUGACCUGAGCAGGCAAAACUGGGUGGCAGUCCCAGCACAGGCCCAGGUCACCCAGCACAGAUGGAAUGCGGAUAGUGCCGAUCUUCAGCAACUGAGAGAUUACUAUGAAGGGAUCUGCAUCCAGUGGUUGCAGAAGUACCUGCAGUACGGGAAGGAAGCGCUGCAGAGCAAGCCUCCCGUGGCUCAGGUGAGUGACAGGUCAUCCCGAGAUGGACUUGCCACCCUGUCCUGCCGGGUCCACGGCUUCUACCCCAAGGAUGUGGCUGUCGUCUGGCUGAAGAACGGGGAGCCGCAGACCCAGGAGACGAGCCGCUCUGGGGUUGUUCCCAGUGGAGACGGGACUUACCAGACCUGGGCCACUAUUGAGAUCGACCCGAGCAGCAACCAUGAUUACACCUGCUGUGUGGAGCAUGUGAGCCUGGGUGCAGACCUGAGAGUGGCCUGGGACAAGAAGCCUGAAUCCAACCUGAUGCUGAUCGUGGGCGUUGUUAUCGCUGUCGUGCUGGUCUUGGUCGUGGCAGGCGCAGCUGUUUACUUCCGCAGGAGGCAGGGAGCAGGAUACAAAGCAGCAUCCACUCGCGACGGCUCCAACAGCUCCGGAAGCAACCAUGGCUCUGACCCCUGCGUCAAAGCUUAGCAGGGCUCAGUGGAGCCUACACCGCCUCCUGAGGGGCCCACAGAGGAGGAGAGAGACAGAUCACAGAGCAACGAGCUGCACUGAUUCCACCCUUCCAGAUGCCUUUUUAUGCCUUGAUUUUUUUUCUUUUUUUUUGCCCCUUGCGGCAGGAGAGCAAAGAGCUGGUGUGUGAAAUUAAAGCUGCUGGGCUGCAGUCAAGCUGGGGAGGGGGUGGGGUUUGGGAAGUGCUUGCGACUGAUCAGCUUAUUGCAGGUUUGAACCAUAGUUUGCUAUUUAUAAAAAUAACAGAUAGGAAUCAUAUCCAAGGGCAUCUCCCUGCUAAUAGAGAGGUGGGCAGGGCAUGCACCGAAUCAGGCAGUGGGUGGGUCAUGCCCUAGAGCAGCGGUGCUCAAUCAUUUGGCUAGCAGAUGUUGGUCCAUCUUCAGCAGCACUCCUUCCUGCCCCUCAGGGGCCAGGGUUGAGUGCUGGGGGUCUGUGCAUCUGUGCCUCUGCACACUGUGGUAGGGAUACUGCUGCAAAUGUCCAGACUGUGGGAAGCACAAGUGGCUGGCUGACAUGGCACCGUGAGCUGCAAGUUGCUCACCCCUGCACUAGAUCAGUGGUUCUCAAUCCUUUUUUACUAUGACCCAUUUGUAAACAUCAACGGCCAGUCCCAACCCCGUGCUCCUCACUCCUGACCCGCUGGCCCCAGGCCCCAGCCCCCAGCAUGUGGGGUGGGGGAGCGGGUGUGGGACAGGGGUGCCCCAAGCAACCUCUUGCAGGCAGAAGCUCUGCCAACCUGCAAAGGAAAAGCCACAGUUUCCCACAUUUUUUCCCUUUUAAGAGAGAAUCCAUGUUUUAAGUUUGCUAAUCCAUCCUUAAAAUUUGUGACCAUUUCAUACAUUCUUGCGACCCACUUUUGUAUCACAACCCAUGGGUUGAGAAACGCUGCCCUAGAGCAUCACUGUCCCAAAUUGAUUGUUCAUUAAACCUUAUAUCAUAUUUUUGCAGUGCUGUUCAACGUGUCCUGUUGCUUUCUGCUGCUCUGCUUUGCCCUGCACACGGCUCCUGCCCCCUGCAUCGUGGGGGUGAAUCCAUGGCAAGGCUGUGUCCACUGGACACACAAAAGCCUUUUAUAAGAGCAACUUGUAAUCUAAACUGGUGCCCAGGUGCCUGAACACCCCCAUGCCAGGAGAGCACUUUUCCCUGGGUGCAACUAGGAAAACUGCCUUGGUAGUCACAGUGUUUCCCCUGCUGCACUAACCCAUCCACAAGGAUAGCUUAGUGUAGCAGAGGUAACGUAUAGUUAAACCAUCCACUUUCACUUCCAGGGGGAAGCUUUAUGCCUACUUUAUGGAACAAAGAGACUACUCCCUAGCUUGCUUCUGGGGCCUUAUGGCUAAAGGCAAGCAAAACUCAGGGGCAUCUGAAACCCAAGCCUCCAGGUAGGAUGCCGGGCCAAAGGAUUUGGAAACAUCUGAAGCCCCUGGUGGGGGUGGAGGAUGUUUGCUGGUAGUAGGGCCACUUAUGGUUCUUGACUGGUUCAUGAAUUUGGAAUUAAUUUGGCUUAGAACACGGAAAAUUUAAAUUAAAUAAUAAAAAAAAAAAGUGCCUGCUGACCACCCCCAAUGCAGAGGCAGGAGUGCCGGAGGCUAGAUUCUCUGAUCUUUUGCACUGGAUGUUGCUUCUGCCAAUUAAAUCCUUUUUCCCCCUUUUCUUUCCUUUUUGGGAUGGGGAGAGCUUAAAAUUGUAAGGGCUUUAGAGAAUAAAUGUGUACAGAUCA
This is a messenger RNA of Alligator mississippiensis (American alligator), 2867 nucleotides long. Its product is annotated as H-2 class I histocompatibility antigen, Q9 alpha chain. The coding region runs from base 53 to 1105 and encodes 350 amino acids. Gene Ontology annotation, biological process: immune response. The transcript has 9 exons. NCBI's taxonomy places the organism in Eukaryota, Metazoa, Chordata, Crocodylia, Alligatoridae. The record is from RefSeq and is a predicted model, not a curated record. Gene Ontology annotation, cellular component: external side of plasma membrane.